Oryctolagus cuniculus (rabbit) is the source of this 6031-nucleotide messenger RNA. Lineage: Eukaryota; Metazoa; Chordata; Mammalia; Lagomorpha; Leporidae. The record is from RefSeq and is a predicted model, not a curated record.
CUGGUUACUGGCUAUGUGCCUUCUGGAAGCAUGCUUUAUUGGCAUAGGCAUCUGAAGUAAUGAGACGUACAAACAAGACCCAAGAACGAGAACCAUCAUGAGCCAUGAGUGGAAGGCAUCAACGUCCCUAAGAUGGAAAUUAAUUGGCACUGGGCAUCAAGCAGCACCGGAUGCCUCGGCACCUCGCAGAGGAAAGGCAGGAGGUCCAAGGAGCAGAGAUCGCGGCUCCCCUUUGGGGGAGCGAAGCCAAGAAGUCGCUGUAGUGCAGCAAUCGGAUAAGGCUGAACCCGAGAAAGACUGCAAGCGACGGACCGCGGGGAAGGCACACAGCCCCGCGGCUCCGAGGAAGGGUGUGCAGUGUGCAGAGACUGGACGGGCCCUCGAAAUGGCGUGCGUGGGGGAUGCGGCUGUGGGUAAGGGGCCACACAGGACUCCCCGGGUCCCCUCCCUGCAGCACGGCAACAGAAGGUGUAAGGGGGAGGGUGAAAAGCCAGAAUGACUCAUUCCCGAAAGGAAGUGCUCAAGCCAUAGGAAGACAAGCCACGGGGGACUUCGGGGCGAGGGCUGUGAGGGGCGAGGUGCUCCGGGGCACGGGGGCAAGACCCAACGUCGCCGACUUCCUGCCGCUCGCGUUUCAGACCAGGGUGUGGGGGUUCGCGGCAGCCGAGUGCCAAGGCCUGGGAAGCGGCGCGGCGCGUGCGCAGUGGCGUUCGGCGGGACCCGCUGAGGCAGAGCGGAGCCGCAGUGACAGAAGCAAGCGGAGCGGCCGCCGGGAGGGACUCACCGAGGCGCAGGGGCUGGAGGUGGUGCUGGGGCAAAAACUGGACCAGGUUGAAACCAGGAAACAGGAACUUAAUCCAAGUCUUCCGUGUGGAUGACAGGGAUCCAACUACUUGGCUAUCAGCAUCAACAGGAAGCUGGAAUCAGGAGCAGAGCUGGGACUGGAACCCAGCACUCUGAUAUGAGAUGCAGGUCAAGUUUUCCAUAUCGUUUUGUGAUAUCUCUUAGCAAUCCAGAUGAGUGAGUCAACAUCCCAAGAGGAACCCAGACCUGCUCAGAAAAAUGAAAAAGAAGGUAAAGAAAGGCAUCAGGACUCAACUGAAAUGAAAGAGUCUAUUGAGAGUUCACAGAAUGUAGCAGAUGUUUCUGUAACAGAGGCCAGCAACAAUGUGGGAGAAGAAGCAACAGAUGAAAUCAAACCCCAAGAAUUAACCCCUGAGGAGCAGCCAACAACUUCAGUUGAUUCAAUAAAGGACCCUCAUACUAGAGUCUCAGGGAAUAUUGCAGUCAGAAAGCCUGCAAAAGUGAUUUUGGGUUUAGAUGAAAGUGAACAGACAUCACAGCUAGAACAACCAUGGAAGAAAAAUCUGUUUGAAAGAGUGGAAGCAAGAGCCCAGGCAAUGCAGCAGAAAAUAAUAGAUAAGGAUAAUCUGAAGAAGGAACUAGAGAAAAAGGCUGAAAAAAUACUCCCUAAAGAUAAUUUGGCCAAAGAGUGGUUUAACACUGAGAGCUUGACACUGAAUACUCGUGUAUAUUUGCUUGACAAACUUCUACCCACCUUAGUUCCUGCUGUGGAACAAAUGUUAACACAAAUGGAAAAGAAAAAGCUUCAAACAGAAGCUGACAUUCCAACCAAGUUUGAUCCAAUCAAUCAUUUGGGGGAAUAUUUAAUGAGAAACAAUCCUCAUUAUAUCAAAGAUCAAGGAAUGUCUGGUUACCAGAGGGUGAUGAGAGAUGUCACUGAAGACCUGAAGAUACAUGUUCCUGACACUGUCUGCAACAGAGUGUCCAAGAUGAAGGAGAAAGUGAAGCAGAAACGAGAACAAAGAGAAAGCGUAAGCAAAGUCAAAGUCAAGGUGGCCAACAUGCGCAAACAGGCUCUGCAGGAGCAGUUCAAUGAAUGGAUUCUAGACCCCAAAGGAAUGAUUCCCCUAGUUGUGGUUCAAAAUGUUCUUCAUGAAUUUCUUCAAAAACCAGAAGUUCAGCUUGAAUCAUAUUGCCAACAGUUGGAUAUUACUGGCUCAAUGGAACCCGGAUUGAACAAAAUGGAAUUUACAGAAUACAUCUCUUCGCACAUUGCAGACUUUAAAAGUGAAACGUUUGAGGAACUCCUGAAGCACCUUUGUCACUGUGCAGAUGAAUUCAGGGAGGUCAUAAAAGCUGACAUGCGGAGGCAGAUAUUUGCUGAACUCUUCCUGUACUGUGACCGAGGGAAGGUAGGGAUUUUGGAUCGUCAGAGGACACUGGCCUUGCUGGAAAUGUUCUAUGACCAAAGUCCACAGAUGCUUAGGAGUUUACUUCGAAACCCAAGACAAUGGCCAUUCGUUGAAUUUGAAGAGAUAGUCCUGCCUGAGUUCUGGGGAGACAUGGAUAAUCAGAAGCACAUUUAUGAAGACUUUGACAAAGUGCUCUUAGAGAUGAAUACAUUACUUUCUGAAAAAAAUGACAGCAAAAACCAAAGCAAAUUGUUAGAAAAUUCAGAAGAGCAACAGAAACGCAAUGAACAGAGAAAAUCAACACCAUCACUCAACACACCAGAACAGCAGAAAGUGACAACUGCAGAACAAGGAUCACACAGAAUUUCAACUGAAGAACAAGGCAGAAGGCCAACUGCAGAACAAGAACUACAUAGAGAAUCAGUAACAGAAGAAGGAGCCUACACGGAGUCAACUCCAGAUCGAAGAUCAAUUAGAGAGUUAGUACCAGAACAAGAACCAUACAAAGGAUCAACAGCAGGACAAGAACCAGGCAGACUAUCAGCCUCAGAACAAGGAUCACACAGAGGGUCUGUAGUAGAGCAAGGACCACGCAAAGUGUCAGUUGCAGAACCAGCGACCCGCAGAGAGUCAACUAUAGAACCAGGAGCACGUAGGGUGUCAGCUGCAGAAUCAGGGUCCCGCAGAGGGUCAGCUAUCGAACCAGGAGCACGUAGAGCAUCUGCUGCAGAACCAGGGUCCCGCAGAGGGUCAACUAUCGAACCAGGAGGUCGUAGAGCGUCCGUUGCAGAACCAGGGUCCCGCAGAGGGUCAACUAUCGAACCAGGAGCUCGUAGAGCGUCCGCUGCAGAACCAGGGUCCCAGAGAGAGUCAGUAUCAGGACAAUUUCAGCACAAAGGAUCAGAAGGGGGACAAGGAUCGCAAAGAGUAUCACUUUCGGAAUCCAGAUCACACAGAGAGUCCAUAGUAGAAGAACAACACAAGGAGUCAGAACAAAGACCCCAAAGACAGACAACUCCAGAAGAACAACAGGACAUAGAUUCAACUUCACAAUCAAGAGAAGAAAGUAACAUAAAAGAAAGUACAAAAUCUAGGGCGGCUAUUCCUUCUGGAUACACUGAAAUCCCCUCACAGGAAAAGAGUUCUUCGGAGCAAGCAUAUGAAGAGGAACCACUUGUGAGGUCUGAAUUGCAAGGGGAAGUUCCAACAUCAAGUAAAAAAGAUCAUAUUUCAGGAGCUACAAAAAAGGAAGCACAGAAAGACAAAUCCUGUGAACCUAAAUCCCAAAAAAUGGAAGGAAAGUCAUGGUCAGGUGAAUUUUUGACUUGUAACUGGCGAAUGAAGUAUGUCAAAUUUGAAGAUGAGGAACAGGCAAACCUAAUCUAUGGCAACUCUAGGUUCACAGACUUACACUCAAUUAUAAGAAAUAUUCAGUCUUACAAGGAAGUAAAAGGCAGGAGUGCCUUCAGUGGAGUUUCCUUCAACCUGCUCCAAUUUGUGCAACUCCUGGAGACGUUUGUUGGUGAAGAUACCUCCUUGAGUGUCAGCGAGACCCUGGCCACAUUUUUUAAGCGGGGCUAUGUUGAGAGAAAAGAAGAGAAAAUGAGUGCCUUAGAACAGGUAAAACAAAAUGCUUUCCGAGUCCGACGGGGGCUUCUCCUAGAAGCCCUCUUUCAGAAAUGGGACAGUGACAGCUCAGGCUUCCUAGAUGUUAAGGAAGUUGAUGAACUCCUGUACACAUACAAGCAGGGAAUGGAAAAAGAAUCUAUGAAGAAAGCUAAAUUACACAUCCAGUUUCCAAAACCACACCCUGGUCAUGAAGUGAGGUUAUCUUCAAAACAAUUUCAGAAAUACAUAGAAUUGGUUGUAUCUGAACUCAGGGGCAAUGAAGAUCAAGUUCUGGAAAGCGUUGUGGAAUUUCUAAUGAAUACUUUAGAGAGGAGUCACAUUGAGAGUCUGAGGAACUGCGCCAGACGGAAGUGGCUGCACCAAAUCCAGCAUGCUGCAGAGACAAGUGGAGUGUCCCUGGAGCCAGUCUACACUGAGACCUUUAAAGCCCUCACCCAGGACGCUGAAGCCCAUGGAAAUAAGAAGAUCAGUGCACACAUCUCCCUCUUAGAAGAAAAUGUACUUCUGCCACACAGAGGGAGUGUUACACUGAGAAACGUGGCUUGCACCUUAGAUGAUGCUCCAUUUGUUCUGAACAAAGUGCUCUACCGGGACAUGAAGGGAAUCAGUCUCAUAGUCCUUCUCCUCAGCUUUACAGUAGUGGAUGAAGGGAAGCCAAUCCACGUCCCUCAAGUUCAGUACCACGGGAACAUCUUCUUCUGGAACCAUUCCCGCAAUAAGGAGGAUUAUAGUGGAUCAUUCCUGGCUUUGCCUCUUCAGGAUGCAUAUAUGAGGAUCUUUGGGGUCUUGGCUGUUGACACACUUAGAGAUCCCCAUGAAAUAAACAUCUUCCUGCCUCAUGAGAUCAGAUUCUAUCAGGGUGUUGCCAAUGUCUUUAGCGCUGCCUAUCACUACAUCCACAGCCGGGAGCACAUCCUGCAUAUAGUGAUCACUGGCAUCGGCUGGCUCUACAGCAUCACGUCCGGAAUCACCUCCAUCACCACGCUCUUUGUGGAGCCUAGCCCAAACCAGGAUUCAGACUAUGUUUUACGCAGUAUGAUGGUUACAAGGCAGCUGGGUCUAACGGAAAUCCACACAAAUUCCCCUACCAUCUCCAGGAAGUCAUGCAUCUUCAGAGAUUUCCUCUUUAAGUGCACAGACAGUUCACAAGUUGUUUUGGCCUCUGUCUGUGGAGAAACCCACAUAGUAGUUCCACUCCGUGAGAGAACGGGAGAGGCUCUGGGAGUCCUCGAUUUUAACAUUGGCCGGACUAGGAUGUUAUUAUAUCAGGAGUACAAAGAUCUACAGAAAAUGAUGAAGGUGAUCCAAGCUGCCUGCUAUGAAACACUGGACGAAUUAUCUGGAGAGAGAAAAAGAAAAUGUGUCUUAGAGAUUGAAGACGUGGGAGAAGUCCAGCGGGCAGGAAUCAUCUUCUUCCGGAUCAUGCUUCAGGAGCUGCAGGAGUGCCUGCAACUACUUGAUUCCAUGAGCUUUGUGUCUCUGUUGCUCUAUGACCAUAGUACUAUAGUACAGACAGAACCCCUUCCAGACAGCAAGACCCGGGAACUGGCAGCCAACAUAAACCUAGUGCAAGAUAUCCUAAAAGGGGUUAUCUUGUUCUUCCAUCCAGAGUUGGAAUUUUCAAGUGACUUUCAAAACUGGGAUAAGUGUAAGCUUUAUGUUAACAGAUAUUUAGUCAGGAACAUUUGUGCCUUUGAUCCAACUGCUAGUGAUUUGGAAAUCAAUUUACAGCUCAUUGGUGACUGUAUCAGAGACCAUUCCCGAGCCGAAGUGUGGAGCUUUGGUGAUAUUGUCAUUGAGCUCCUGUACCACUGGGUGCACGUCUGUUUGGCUCUCAUAGACUUAAAAAACAAAAAGCGGACUAGUGCAAUUACACCUCCGUUGCCCUCCAAAACAAACUAUGUGUGUGCAAAAAUGCCAGGGGCAUCUUUGCCAGGAAAAUGCUAAUGGAAUCGGUACUGUACUGAGGAUCCUUUGGUCAAGUUCAGUUUUGUUAACUAUAAAAUAUUUUCAGCCAGGAAGGAGUGCCCCGUCGACACGUUCUGUUCCUUCAUGCUUACUUCAGCACGCUCUAGAAUCAAGUGUGCUCACUGAAGGAGAAAUUUUAUCUAAAAAAAAAAAAAUCCAGUUAGGGUCCAAAUGAGGAUUUAGAAAAAAAUUCAGUUGCAACUUUUACAUCAAAAGAG